CACCAGCGCGGGCACCAGCUCCGAGUUCCUCUAUCUGGGCACUGUGGUAAAUUCACGAGAAGCUUGUGGUCGGCUGAGUAUGGGCCCUUGUGCUGCACCAUAUCAAAGACUGGGGUCGCCCGAUCUCAAACCGCUUCCGCCAUUGCCGCCCCACAGAAACAGAGGGACUGGCGAAGAUGAGGAAGAAGAGGAGUUCUUCUCUCCAAGAAGGUCUUCAGGCCGCAGACUGAGUCCAGUGCGUACUGGGUCAGGGAGAGUGCUCCGGUUGGGAAUGGAUAGACUUGGGAUUGGGAGUAGAAGCUUCAAUUCAACAACACCCCGCGCUUGCUCAAAUUCUGCAUCGGCCACUUCUUCCCCUUGUUUGAAUUUUAGUCCCAGGCACUCUUCGGAGCCUCAGCCCCCGAUGAGAUCCUCCUCACCGUCUUCACCGGAGGUUAAUUGGAAUUUUCUAGUGUCAGAACAGAGGAAGAAUUCUGAGGCCAGAAAUGAGAUAAAUGUUCCAAUCGAGAAGCCCCCAUCUCCCCCGCCACUUCCGCCUCCACGCUUUUGGGAACGAUCUCCAAAUAACAAUGAGGAUACUCGAAAGCCAAGGUUGAAACCUUUGCACUGGGAUAAGGUUAGGGCCUGCUCGGAUCGGGCCAUGGUUUGGGAUCAGUUAAAACCGGGUUCUUUCCAAUUGAACGAGGAAAUGAUAGAGACGCUUUUUAUGGUGAAUAAUACCGCAAAUUUCGCUAUCAGAGAUAAUGCUCGGCGUCAAAUUGUUGCUUCUCCCCCCUUGGAAUACAAGGUACUUGACCCUAAGAAGUCUCACAACAUCGCCAUUUUGCUCAGGGCACUCAAUGUGACUAUGGAUGAAGUAUGCGAGGCCCUCAAAGAAGGCAAUUGGGAUAUGCUGGGAACAGAACUUUUAGAAAGUUUGUUAAAGAUGGCUCCAACCAAAGAUGAAGAAUGUAAGCUGAAGGAGUUCAAAGAUGAAUCAGCCUUCAAGCUUGGUCCAGCUGAGAAAUUUCUUAAAAUCGUUCUUGAUAUUCCUUUUGCAUUUAAGAGAGUUGACGCAAUGCUUUACAUUGCUAACUUUGAUUCAGAAUCAGAAUACCUUAGGAAGUCCUUUGAGACUUUGGAGGUGGCCUGUGAGGAACUAAGGAAUAACAGAUUGUUUUUGAAGCUCCUUGAAGCCGUGCUGAGAACUGGAAAUCGUAUGAAUGUUGGCACGAAUCGUGGUGAUGCGCAUGCAUUCAAGCUGGACACGCUUCUGAAGCUAGUUGAUAUUAAAGGGGCUGAUGGAAAGACUACUCUGUUGCAUUUUGUUGUGCAGGAAAUGGUCAGAACUGAAGGUUCUCGAAUAUCCUGUGCUACUGAUCAUCACCAAACUGCUGAAAAGAUCCAGCAGUCUACAUUCCAGGAUGAAGUUGAAUUUAGGAAACUUGGACUCCAAGUUGUUUCAGGUCUGAGUGGGGAGCUCAGCAAUGUACAAAAAGCAGCUACAAUGGAUUCAGAGAUGCUUAGCGAUGAUGUCUCCAAGCUUGCCAGAGGGAUUGCAGAAGUUGCAGAAGUUGAAAAAUUGAAUGGAGAAUCACCAUUGAGAGAGAAUAGUGAAAAAUUUUCGGAGGCAAUGAAACGUUUCUUGAAGAAGGGAGAGAAGGAAAUUGUUUUGAUUCAGGCACAAGAGAAGAAUGCUCUCUCUUCAGUGAAGAAGCUAACGGAGUAUUUCCAUGGAAAUUCUUCCAAGGAAGAAGCUCAUCCGUUUAGGAUUUUUAUGAUCGUGAGGGAUUUCCUUUCAAUACUUGAUCGUGUGUGCAAGGAAGUUGGGAAAAUAAACGACAGAACUUUGGUUGGUUUCCGUCAAUACUCAGAGCCUUCAAAUCCCAUCCUGCUACCAAUGUUCCAUGAGAUUGUUGGUUCCUUGGAUGAUGAAACCUCCUCUCGCUCAUCAUAGCAAUUGGUUGCUUUACCGCCUUGCAUAAUAAACUUAUUCCUUGCAUUUUUCCUCCAUGUGGUCUACUUGGCUGUACUCAAAUUAUGAAUGCCCGCCAUCUGGAAUUUUGAGUUUGUUCUGGCGUGUAAUGUAAAUGCUCGAGGUGAGAGCUAGUUUCUUGCGUCGCUGCACAGAGCCAAAAUAUAGAAGAUAAACUGAACAGAAUAUGAAUUCUGUUUGUAUUCAAUAAUGAUCAAUCGUCUUGUACAGUCAGUGCUUACGUAGAGCAAGGACUUAGGCUUAA
Messenger RNA from Neltuma alba, 2219 nucleotides. RefSeq names its product formin-like protein 2. The record is from RefSeq and is a predicted model, not a curated record. Gene Ontology annotation, biological process: actin nucleation; actin cytoskeleton organization. Lineage: Eukaryota; Viridiplantae; Streptophyta; Magnoliopsida; Fabales; Fabaceae. Gene Ontology annotation, molecular function: actin filament binding. Bases 80 to 1936 code for a protein of 618 amino acids. The transcript is spliced from 4 exons.